AAAACACUUUUCUGUUUAACCUUUAUGGACCAAGAAACAAACGCUAAGCGAGUAGAGGAUAGACUGUAAAGAGGCGCGGUGGACCGGUACUUCUACAACCUGAAAAACCUUUGAGUAGCACACCUCUAGAAAAUAAUCAAUAGACAAAGGAGAUAUUUCACCUUUAAACCAUUACAAAAAAAAAAAAAAAAAAACGUAAAACUUUUAUUGAAAGAAAGAGAUUUCAGCGCCAUGACAUUUUUAGUAAUUCCUCGAGCUCCUUUUCUCUGUCUCCUCAUUUUUCUGAACGUCUCAUCGGCUGCAAAGGUGCACAGCUCAAACAACAGUGUCAGGGGGCGAGGCAUGCCUCUGAUUAACGGUACACUUCCAGACAAGUAUAAGGAGCAGAUCCAGAGCUACAGCUUUACACUUGUGGUUCCUCUUGUCUGCCUCUUCGCCUUUUUCAUUGGGCUUCCGUCAAACUUGUUGGCUCUCUUUGUGCUGCUCUUCCGAACCAAGAAACUCCCAUCCACCAUUUUGCUGAUCAACCUCACCAUCUGCGAUCUUCUGCUACUGCUGGUACUCCCCUUCCGUAUCGUCUACCACUUCCUGGGCAACAACUGGACAUUUGGAGAACCAUUCUGUCGUGUUGUGAUUGGGCUCCUCUAUGGAAACAUGUACGGCUCAGUGGUUUGUCUGGCACUGAUCGCCAUGGAUCGCUACAUAGCUCUCGUUCACCCUUUUGAUGCCAAGAUGCUUCGAAGUAACAAGAAUUCUGUCUGUAUGAGUGUUUUGGUUUGGAUAGUGGUUUUAGCUGCUGUUGUGCCCUUAUUAGCCUCACAACAGUCCUAUAAGCUAAUUGACUCUCCUCUAACAACCUGCCAUGAUGCACUACCUAUAGAAGAGCAAGAAAAGUACUUCCUGCCAUACUUUGCUAUUCUCUUCUCCAUAUGCUUCCUGCUUCCACUGCUGGUUGUGCUGUUCUGCUAUUCUGCAGUGUUACGCACCCUUAUAGGUGAAGGGCAGCGUUUUGCCCAUGCGAUUAGAGUGACUGUGCUGAUGCUAAUGGUUUUUGUAGUUUGCUUAUUGCCCAGUAACAUUCUCUUGCUUUUGCAUUACUCCAAAUCAGCUUUCGACCUUUAUGUUCCAUACCAGAUCGCUUUGUCUUUCAGCACCUUCAACAGCUGCUUCGAUCCAUUCAUCUUUUACUAUGUGUCUAAGGAUUUCAGAAAGAAGUUAUGGGAGGCUCUCAGAUGUUCUGGGUCUGAUUCAGAGUCCUCCUCAGAAUCGAGGACAAAGAUGACCUUACUAUCAAAGAUGAGUAGGACUGAAGGAGCAGCCUGAUCAUGAGGUUAGCAUGACAGGUAUGGAAAUCAGAAAACAUUAGCUUAUGUAAGUAAAAAAUUCUAGGGCGUAUUGAAUGAUUACUCUAGAGAACUGGCUUUCUAUCUGUCCACCCACGUUAAGUUUAAUUGGCACGGGAAAAACUGGCAUGAGGAGAUAUGAAUUCAUUUCCUCCUUAUUUCCUUUAGUCAUUAGUGAUACAGGAGACAAAUAGAUAUAUUUAAAAACAUUUAAAAAUGAAAGGCAACAUGCAACAGUAGUCAUGCUUUCAGGCUUUCUUCCAUGAAGCCCGCUGAAUGUUGGCACAUUCAAUUUGAAUGCGUUGAAUGCUUUUUGUAAAGAUACACAUGAUGACUCAGCGGUCUCCAUGGCCUGAAGUUGACUGCUAGAUUAAUAAUUGUGGAAAACAAACUGCCACAAACAGUCAUGAUCCAACAAAUCCAAAACAAUUCUGUAUUUGUAUAUUAUAUUAUAUAUUAUAUUAUAUUAUAUUAUAUUAUAUUAUAUUAUAUUAUAUUAUAUUAUAUUAUAUUAUAUUAUAUUAUAUUAUAUUAUAUUAUAGUAAACCGUAAUGAAGGAUGUGUGCAUUAAUAUAUAUAUUAAAAAAAAGAAGCGGAAUAUAUAACUGCAAUUUAAUUUAACUGUGGACUAAAAACUGAAUGCAUUUAAUGAGUUCAAACUGUGAAAGGUAUAAUGUAAUGUACAUUUCAGCCACGUAAUAUAGUGUGACAAUACAGCGGUGGUGUAUUAACCAUUAAUUAGAAAAUGGGGGACUAAAAUGCCUUUUAUGAGCCUGUUCUUGCAAUAGAAGUUUGUGUAUCUUUGUGUACCUCCUGUACUUAACCACAUCAUAUCUGCAACCAUGUCUAACUCUUAUGUCAAGAACUGAUGACUGCAUUUUUCGUGUUGUUAAUUCCUAACAUUAACUAUGUACAUUACAACCAACAAUGUAUUUGAAUGUAUAUUUAAACAGUAUGUUGUUUUAUAAUAUAAUACCUGACAUAUUUAUUUUUGUAUGUUGAUUUGCUUAAAAAGUAUUCCUAUUUCCAAUUACCUUUACUUAUAAAAAUUAAAGUGAUAUGUACUAACAUCACAAUAUUUAAUGAUUUGACUAAUGUAGCUGCUAAAAUGAUCAAUUCUGAACGUAGUACUCCUUUUAGUGGACAAUACCGACCUCUAGUGGAGACAUUUACAACCUUGAUAUAACUGAGAAUGGAAAAACUAAAACUCCCUAAUGGCCCUACAAGUAUUUAUCAGUCUGAGGUAUUGUCUUUUUUUAAACAAUGCAAAACUUCACAGGUGGAUAUCCCAGACAGAGUUUGACUUUUUAUUUUGCCAGAACUCUAUUAGGCCUGUUUUUUUUUAUAUAGUUUAUAGUUUUUUGUCCGAUUGUGGCUCAGAAUAAUGCUUUUUUAUCUCUUUUAGGGAAAUAUGUUGAGUUUUCCAUUAAAAUGUUUGUUCAUUUGUUACCAUCUUAUAUUAGAGAUUCAACAGAUUUAUUAAUAAAAAUUGGAUGUGUAUGAUCUACCGAAGACAUCUUUGUCACUCACUUUGGAUAUUACUAACCUUUAUAUAAAUAUUUCACAUGAGAAGUGUCUUUGUAUGCUUAAACAUUAUCAUUCUCAGCCAGGAGAAGCGAGUGCACCUUCAGAAUUUCUAAUACAGAUGGCCUCUUAUGCCUUAAAAUGCAAUUAUUUCAUAUUUGAUAAUGAUUGAGUGAGUGUUAUGGCAACAGGCUCCAUUUUUGCCCCAAAUUAUGCCAACUUUGAGCAUUGUUAUGUAUUAAAUAGUGAUGUUAAUCCUUUUCUUCCAUGUAUCCUAAAAUGGUAUGGAUAUAUUGGUAUAUUCUGUAUCCGUGUGAUCAAUACAGCUCAUGAAUUUGUGACAAUUUUAAAUAGUUAUGUGGGUAAUUUCAAAUUUACUUUGGAAGUGAAUGUUCUAUUUGACCUAUGCGUGAGAAAAUUUAAGGUAGGCUACAUAACAACUUUAUUACAAAAGUUACAAAUUGUAACACUCUUUUGCUUGCUGCUAGUUUUCAUCCUACCUUUUUGAAAAAGGGACUUACCAAGAGUCAGUUUUAAAGACUGAGGAAAAUUUGAAGAAUUUGCAAAGUGGAUAUUCGCCUGAUUGGACUGAAGAAGAAGUGUUAAAAUGUGAUGAUUUAUCAAUUGUGUCCUUGUUUGUUAUUGGUUGGGUUAGGUUAAAACAUACUGUUGUAUAUACUGACAAAUAUACUGGCAAAAGUGUGCAUUAUUAUAUUCAUGAACACACACAAAAGAAUAUGUAUGUUUGAUUUGUAAGAGCACAGUUGACAUGCCCUAGAUUGACUCACAACAACAAAUGGCCCUUUGAUUUCAUUCUUCCUCUUGUUUUGUUAUUGACUGCAUGUUCACUUUGUCCUGUUACUGUUGAAAGCAGCCGAAACAGAAAAGGAGAAACAUGAAAUAGCUGGCCAUAAAAACUGUCAGUUGAACUGAUUCUGUGCUGUGGUUUAUUUGCAAUCAGACUGCAAUAAUUCAACGGUUUAUUUUUUUGAUUUCUACAUUAGCUUCUUUAAUGAUACAUUACAGCCUUUAGACAUGCUCCACAAAGUCUUACUUGUCACUGAAACGUGUAAUGACAUUUAAUAACGGUCUAUUUUGUUCACUUGGAUUCCCACAUUCAGUGGUUCAGAAGUGUUGUGAUUUUAUAAUUUAUUGAUUUAAGGAGAACACAAGGGCAGGCUUUAUUUGCUUUUUGCAAACAUUCAUAGGUAAACUGGAAUGUCCCCACUUGCAUGCACACUGUCAAAGGGUUAAGAUUGAUAAAGUAGCACUAUACUACAUGUAUUUAUACUAAACAAAUUAUACUAAAAAUGUAAACCUGUUUAUAAGUUAGUGUUUUUUUGUUUGUUUUUUUAACCACCACAUUUAGUUGCGCAUUGUAGAAUAACUGAUAAAGCCCAACAAAACAAUAUCCAAUGAGAAAAACUAAAAUGGUCAUAAUAGAGUGGUUGUAAGAGCUUAGUUUGCAUUGUAUGUUUUGUACUGGCUUAUUUUCACUGAAAUAGGAAAUAUCUUUAAAUUAGAGACUGAUCUGUUGUUCCCC
Onychostoma macrolepis is the source of this 4410-nucleotide messenger RNA. Its product is annotated as proteinase-activated receptor 4. The coding region runs from base 232 to 1323 and encodes 363 amino acids. Gene Ontology annotation, biological process: positive regulation of Rho protein signal transduction; phospholipase C-activating G protein-coupled receptor signaling pathway; thrombin-activated receptor signaling pathway. The transcript is spliced from 2 exons. Gene Ontology annotation, molecular function: thrombin-activated receptor activity. NCBI's taxonomy places the organism in Eukaryota, Metazoa, Chordata, Actinopteri, Cypriniformes, Cyprinidae. Gene Ontology annotation, cellular component: membrane. The record is from RefSeq and is a predicted model, not a curated record.